Molecule: messenger RNA, 930 nt
Organism: Penicillium waksmanii
Lineage: Eukaryota; Fungi; Ascomycota; Eurotiomycetes; Eurotiales; Aspergillaceae
Product: fungal specific transcription factor domain-containing protein
Exons: 3
Coding region: 1-930 (309 amino acids)
Biological process (GO): positive regulation of transcription from RNA polymerase II promoter by galactose
Cellular component (GO): nucleus
Molecular function (GO): RNA polymerase II cis-regulatory region sequence-specific DNA binding; DNA-binding transcription factor activity, RNA polymerase II-specific
Source: RefSeq, a predicted model, not a curated record
AUGCAAGUAGGGUUUCAUACAAUUGAGUCAUCUGCCAGACUACCUUCGCUAGACAAAGAGAUGCGAAAAAGGACUUGGCAUUGGUGUGUGGUCAACGAUGCCAGCAAACUAUCGCGACUCACUUAUGACAUCCUCAGUUGGCUAUUUGAGAACAAUAAAAGUCUCAAGGAUGAUCGUACUGUUUCUCAGUCCCUAGAGCUUUCUUUUCGCAGUUCGCAAGCUUUAUCCGAAUGGCUUCAAUCUAUCCCCGUGGAGUUACGACCAGAUCCUUCACUAGCCCCAGACCAAAAACAACGUUCAGCAUUGCUUGCUCAACGAUUUAAGACCAUGUUAGCGUUUCGCUAUUAUGGUGCCUGUGUUUUAAUCCAGAGACCAGUUAUAUUGUCCUUUCUAGAAUUCCAACCAGGAAGGUCUAAUGCAGAAAGUGACUCUCUCCUUCUGCAGAAUGCAGGGCUAUACUUUUUGAAGCGUUGUGUGACAACAUGUGAGCAAUGCGUCGUUCUCGCUCAAACCGUUGUCAAUGAAGAUCGCGGUGAAAAGGCCUCAAUGAUGCUUGUUGCCAUUAUUUUGAUAUUACAGAAGCCAGAAUUCGCAAAGGCAUUGGAUGUCGAGGGGCAGCGGAGUAUAUGGAGUUCCCUGGAAAGUUCGAAAAAUGUGCUUGUGUACUUGGAUAACAACAAUCUCGUCAUAUCUCGAUGUCGAGGAUUUCUAAAUGCUCUUUUAGAAACUAUUUCCUUCUCGCAUGACUCCAGCUCAAGGGCUGGACGAGGUCGUCUGAUCCCAGAGAAUGAAAUUUCGAGCCUUGGGAUUAGACAGCAUAACACCACGGACUUUGGGUUUGAUGCACACUCGCUUGGAGAUAACUUUGACUUCGAGGCGUUUGCCAGAGAAUUACUUGGUCCAGAACUGGAGCUUCUAAACGGUACCUAA